This is a messenger RNA of Neurospora hispaniola, 1092 nucleotides long. RefSeq lists its product as uncharacterized. The record is from RefSeq and is a predicted model, not a curated record. NCBI's taxonomy places the organism in Eukaryota, Fungi, Ascomycota, Sordariomycetes, Sordariales, Sordariaceae. The transcript has 3 exons. The coding region runs from base 1 to 1092 and encodes 363 amino acids. Gene Ontology annotation, cellular component: nucleus.
AUGGCAGCGCAACUCGAAGCGGAGCGCAAGGAGUACGAGACCCAACUCGAACUCGUCGAUACCUCGCUCCAGGAUGAUCCUCAAAACGAAGAACUUCUCGCCCUCCGGACCGAACUCGUCAACUGCAUCCAACUCCUCGACGACUCCCUCGCCGAACUUAAAAGUGCUUCUGCCGCCGUCCCCGCUCAGAAUCAAGAACCGCUCGCCAUCGGCAUUCCCUCCUCCUCAUCAUCACGAAAACCCUCCGGCCAAGGUGCCGCCGCGCCAGCACCAGCAGCAGAAGAACCACCAAAAUGGUCGCGCGAGAACCACCCCGCCUUCAAGAAGCCGUCCGCCGCCGCCGCCACCACCACUCCGCAACCAGAGAAGGAAGAGGCGCCAGCACAAGUAAACUACCAAGUCAACGACACCGUCAUGGCCCGCUGGCUGUCGGGCGACAAGGGCUUCUACCCCGCCAAGAUCGUUUCCGUUACCGGUUCUUCGACCGCACCCAUCUACACUGUCAAGUUCAAGAGCUACGACACCGUCGAGACGUUGAGAGCAAAGGACAUUAAGCCCAUGGCGUCUUCCACCACUCCUACCCCCGGCGCUGCUGCUGCCGCCUCUUCCUCAUCGACUGGCGCAAGCGCAAGCGCAGGCUUCAAACGCAAAGCCGCAGAUCCCGACACUUAUCCCAUCCCAUCCUCCAUCCCGGCCUCCUCUGCCGCAGGCGCAGCGGCCAUGGUCAGGAACUCGGACGGCAUCACCCUCUCCGCUGGACCUGAACUAUACCCUGGUGCGUUGGCGGCGGCGGCAGCAGCGGCGGCGGAAGAAGCAGGAGGAAAGGGGAAGGGGGACUCCAAGUUUGAUAAGGAUGGGAAACCCAAGUUCAAGAAGAUCAAGGCUAAUAAGGAGCUGGAGAAGGGCAAGAACAAGUGGCAGGAGUUUACGGCCAAGGGCAAGUUUGGAAAGGGCGCGACGAAGAAGGAGAGUAUGUUUAGGACGCCCGAGGGGGUGCAUGGGAGGGUUGGGUUCACCGGUUCAGGCCAGGCCAUGCGCAAGGACCCUACGCGGUCUCGCCACAUCUACCAGCCCAACGAAGAUCUGGAUUGA